Molecule: messenger RNA, 1012 nt
Organism: Hemiscyllium ocellatum (epaulette shark)
Lineage: Eukaryota; Metazoa; Chordata; Chondrichthyes; Orectolobiformes; Hemiscylliidae
Exons: 4
Coding region: 289-750 (153 amino acids)
Source: RefSeq, a predicted model, not a curated record
UUUCAAUGAAGAUACAUUCACUGACCUGUGAAUCUUCUUUCCUACCCAAUAUAGUCACACACAGAGGACUGUUCUGCAGCCCCUGUCUUCUAAGGAUCUGGACGUUGCUGACCAGGCCAGCAUUUGUGGUCUAUGCCGAAUUGCCCCUGAACUCAGUGGCCAUUUCAGAGAGAAGUCAACCACAUUGUUGUGGGUUUGGAGUCACAUGCAGAGCAGACCAGAUCCCGGUCUGGAAUAGGUUUACCGUAGUUGGCCCUUUAUUGUUUUGAAGGGGUUAAUAGGUUGUCAAUGCGAGUUGGCUGUCUCUCAUUCCGCCAGCCUUAUGCAGGCCUGAUAUUGAACAGUGUGAAGACAGUGGAGACCCGUUGGAGACCUCUGCUGGCUGAGCUGCAGGACUGCACCCUGGCUAUUCACAUAGCUCACAAGGAUUGGGAGGAUCUGGAAUGGAGAGAGAUCCUCACUCACGGACUGCAAAUGAGCGAGUCCCAAAUACAAAGCCUCCUGGCUGAAGGGGAGAAGUUUGGCAGGGGAGUAAUUGUCGGAUUAGUUGAUAUCGGAGAGACCUGGCAAUGCCUGAGUGACAUAACUCCUGAAGAAAUGAGGAAGCUGGAGGGACAGGCUGUCCUUCGAGGACUGGAGCACAAGUAUCUCACCACUUUGUCCAAUCCGCGAUGGCUGCUUGAGCCAAUUCCAGCCAGAGGACACAAGGAUGUAUGGAUGGUGGAUAUUCCUGACGAACUGAUUCCAUGAUGACCACAGACACCAGGAUUAAAACCUCUGAUAGAUACGAAGGAACGAGCAGAAUUAUUGUGAUCUCAAAAACUGGGACUACUGAGCGAGUGGGAAAGUAUUACUUUUAAUUCCCUAGUUUUUGUUACAUUGCUUCUUGUGUAUUGCUACAGUUGGUGAUGUGGCAAAAAAUAAAUUGUGAACUGCAAUGUGUUCACCCUCAAUAAAAAGAGUGGUGUAUGUCUAUAUGUUGCAAUAAAGAUACAGAAUUUCAAAUCAAAAA